AGAUACACAGUUUGCGUGGAAGAGGUUGUACACAAGAUGAUCCCAGUCCGGCACAUUCUUGCAUGAGUAGUUCCAUUGGCUUCAGUGAGACUAGACUAUUCGCACGGUUGAGUGAAGAGUUGGCCAUUCAAAGUGACUGAAAAUAUCAAAGAGGAGACCUAAAAGGAGAUCUGCUUAGUGUGACAUCUCUUCAGAACCGUUCCACAAAGUGCAAUUACACGACAUUCUGAGCAUCUUUGAUAAAAAGCCUGACCCUAGGACAAUCCUUUUCCAAAUAUAGCAUUUUGUCACCUAAAAUCCAGAUCCUGGCAGUGAAGUAAAUGGCUCAACUUCCCCCUGGAGUUCGCUUCAUCGUUUUAUUUACAAGAGAUCAGUGGUGCAGGGCCUUCAUUUUUGUUCUUACCUUUUUGUUAUAUGCUAGUUUCCACUUGUCAAGGAAACCUAUUAGUAUAGUUAAGGGAGAACUACAUAAGCACUGUGCUCCUCCAAGUGAAGUUGAACUCAACUCCUACAAAGAAUAUGCCAUCCAGAUUCAGCCUGUUAAAAAGUUAUCUAAUGAGUCUCAGUGUGGUUGGGAGCCAUUUGACAAGAACAAUUACAAACAAUUACUGGGAGCCCUGGAUUACUCAUUUCUGUGUGCUUAUGCAGUUGGAAUGUAUUUGAGUGGUAUAAUAGGAGAGCGACUGCCUAUCCGGUAUUAUCUAACAGCUGGAAUGCUUGCCAGUGGACUCUUCACUGCAAUGUUUGGGUUGGGCUAUUUCUAUAAUAUACAUAACCUGUGGUUCUACAUGAUAGCUCAGAUAGCUAAUGGAUUGGUGCAAACCACUGGCUGGCCCAGUGUGGUUACCUGCAUUGGCAACUGGUUUGGAAAAGGAAGGAGAGGUUUGAUCAUGGGAAUCUGGAAUUCUCACACUUCCGUAGGGAAUAUCUUAGGAUCCUUAAUUGCUGGUUACUGGGUAUCUACCUGCUGGGGUCUGUCUUUUGUGGUUCCUGGUGUUGUUAUUGCUUGCCUGGGGAUCGUUUGUUUUCUGUUUCUCAUUGAACACCCUAAAGAUUUAAGUUACUCUUGCAAACCAUCCAGUGAUCCAGCGAUGCAGUGUUUGCUUCCUGACAGAGAGAACUUCACAGUGCCACUGAACCAUAACGUGGCAGUCAAUGGGGAAGGUGGAACUAGAAUGUCAGCUAUAAGCUUCAUAGGUGCUUUGCGAAUACCUGGAGUCAUAGAAUUCUCUCUCUGUUUGUUGUUUGCUAAACUAGUCAGUUACACUUUCCUUUUCUGGCUUCCGCUCUAUAUCACAAACGUAGAGCAUCUUGAUGCGAAAAGAGCUGGGGAUCUUUCUACAUUGUUCGAUGUGGGUGGAAUCUUUGGUGGCAUUUUGGCAGGCAUGAUAUCAGAUAGAUUAGAAAAAAGGGCUUCAACCUGUGGAAUGAUGUUACUACUAGCAGCACCUGCCCUAUACAUGUUCUCUGCAAUCAGUAAAAUGGGCCUAGAAGCUACCAUAGUUAUGCUGCUUAUCAGUGGAGCCCUGGUGAACGGUCCUUAUGCACUGAUCACAACUGCGGUCUCAGCCGACUUGGGUACCCAUAAAAGUCUGAAAGGAAAUGCAAGAGCCCUGUCCACAGUUACGGCUAUCAUCGAUGGAACAGGUUCUGUAGGUGCUGCUCUCGGGCCUCUGUUAGCUGGUCUCAUCUCUCCCUCUGGUUGGAACAAUGUAUUUUACAUGCUAAUGGUGGCAGAUGCAUGUGCCUUAUUAUUCUUACUCCGUCUUAUACGAAAAGAACUCCAGUGUAAGAUGGACCAGACCUUGUUUAAGGAACACUGACUUAUGAUAUCUCAGACAUGGAAUUAAGGUCUUCAUGUGUGAUCAAAACUACGCCCUCAAAAGACUGUGGAAUAAAUUAUUCUGUAUUUGUGAUUUGUCUUGUGGAGCAUUUUGCACAUUUACCAGGACAGGAUUGAGAAAUUCAGCUGGUGAAUUCCUGGUGAAGUUUUUUUGUUUUUGUUUUGUUUCCUGUUUGCACAUACAUCAGUCUCUCAGGAUGGUGACUGUUUAUCACAUGAAGAGACAGAAGCUUUGGGAAGCUGUAUGCCUUAACUGAGCCAAAAAAGAAAUACCAAGUGCCUUUUGAUUCAUGUUGAUAGGAUAUUUUAAGUAAACCUUAAACUGCUUAUUUUUAACAAACUGCAAGGAGAUUUGAGAAUAGAGCACAAAGAAGAAAAUGAACUCUCUUCGGAUGCUUCAGCAGUGGAAUGUGCCAAUGGUAUUAGCAAAGAAUUUGUGAGCGAAGUGUCUUUUAAGAACAUAAGAACGGCCAUACUGGGUCAGACCAAAGGUCCAUCUAGCCCAGUAUCCUGUCUUCCGACAGUGGCCAAUGCCAGGGUCCCCAGAGAGAAUGAAUAGAACAGGUAAUCAUCAAAUGAACCGUCCCCUGUCACCCAUUUAUGCCACCUCUUAAAAGAUAAGGUCAUCACACUAUGUAAAAGUACCAGCUGUCUCAGAUUCACUGCUACUCAAUAUCCUGAAACAGUUUAAACAGUAAGAAAGUAGUCUGACCAUAUUAUCAGACUUUCACUACAGCACUAACUUAUCCUACACUGUAAAAUCCCCAGGGCAGCAUUCCGCUCUUUUAUGUAUAAUAUAUUGGAACUUGUACAUAAGUAGUUACAAUGUGCGGUAAAAAAGUAGCCUCCACUAGCCCCCUGGAUGGGGAGUUUUGCUCAUUUGGGGUUGUCAGAAAAGGAGACUCAAACAACAAAGAGGCUCAUUAUGAUGGCGCAUUUCCUGUCAGGAGUUCUAAUGAUUUGUAGGGCAUUAUACACUGGUUGUGCAAACUUUAGAGAAUUGUUUUAUUGUUAAUUCUAUAUGCUCCUUUGGAGUUGCAGGUUAUUUUUAAUUUGGAGGGCAAAGGCAUUGUCUCACCUGUGACUGAAGCUUUAGCACUAGCUGCCUUUUUUAUUUUAUUUUUUUUAAUGGGUGAACAAAAAAUUGGCUGGUUUAAACCCUGAUCCUGAAAUGGUGUUGAGUUCAAGCACCCAUUGACUUCAAUGGGGCUGGAUGCAGUGCAGGGAGUCUGUCCACUCCGAGCUCAUUGCAGGAUCAGGACCUUAAUCAUAGCACCAAAAAUCUGUCAAAAAACUAAUGUUGCAGUCCAAGUUUAGAGCCAAAGUAUAUGGUUUAAAAAAAAAAAAAAAACCUGACCCACAUACUGGACAUAAAGUCGGGAAAGGAAAUUCAGAGGUUUAUAUUAUCCUGUAAGUGCAAGUGUUAGUGUUUUCAUAAUACACUGUUUCUUCUUGAUCUGACAGCUUUUAAUCUCCUUCCAAUAAAAGACAAGCUUCUCGUGAAUAUUUGUAAGAUGUACAAUAAUAUUAAAGGGAAUUUCUAUAAAAGAGAUGUUUAUUAUGUUGACUAUAAAGGUUAAAUAGACUUAAACUGUAUAUUGUUAUAAUGUGUAUUUAUUAAACCUCUGCAGAACUGUUCUUCUGAAUUUUUUGCUUUUUUAACUUUUUUACAAAACACUGUGGUACUGUACAUACCUCACUUGCUUAACAAAAUAACCUUUUUUUAAAAUAACCCUUCAGAACGUACAAAGAAAUUUCUUCUUUCUCAUCAACUUCUUGUUUGCAUUUUUGGUUCUGGCACAAUGCUUAAUCUUUUUGGGUUGUUUUGGGUGGUGGUAUUUUUGUUUUGUUUUAAAUCCUUUAACCUUUGAGCAGUUGUUCUUGAACUCAUGCUUUUCUCAUGUUUUUUUGCAUUUUUGGCCCUGAUUCAGCAAAGCGCUUAGGCACGUGUUUAAAUGCCAUUGACUUGAACAAGACUUCACAAAUGCUUAAAGCUAAGCACUUGCCUAUGCACUUUGUUGCAAAUAAAGGUCCCUACUCAGCAAAGAAUCGGCCUCAAUCCAAUAGAUUUAUGCAUGUGCCAAAGUCCAUGUGUGAUCCAUGCCAGACAACGGUCUAUGUCCUGCAAGAUUUACGUAAAUGCUUAACGUCACACAUUGUGAACAGAUUCAUUAAAAUCAAUGGGACCGCACACACUGCAUAAAGAUAAGCACAUGCCUAAGUCUUUGCAGGAUUCAGGCCAUAGUUGUCAAAACCGUUUUACUCUUAAACUCCACCAUUUGCAAGUAGUUGUUUUUAAAGCUUUGUCACUCCAGCUAAAGUCUUAUGUUAAAGUGCUUCUAACUGUAUGGUUGAUAACAGAAUUAUACUGUUAAGAUGUUUAGUGUAUUCCAAUUUUAAGUGUUUCCUUCUUAGGAGCUGACAUUAUUCAUUUCAUUUUUUAUGUUUUUGCAAUAUAAGAGCCCACAUGUGAGGCAGUGAACGUGUCCCAGGCAGGACUAAAAGCCCUCCCUCCCACUGACUGCACUGGUGAAUUAGAGCUCUCAGCUACUCACAUUGUGUCCUUUAUGGCUCGGAAGUUUAGAUUCUUUUGAAUUUACACAAUCCUUGCAGUUCACUUAACUCAUGUGGGAUUUUCUUCAGUGUUGUGAUAUUCUCUUUACCACUUUAUUUGGGGUUGAGUGGGAGAAUCCACAUCUGUAAAUAAAAAAAAAACCACUAAAAUGUUAGCCAGCAAAUUAAAUGUCAAGAUAUGUUGAGGAAUAACAAACCUGGUGAAGCAUUAACAAUGUUUUCUAAGGUGCUAGGAAAUUGAUUAAUUUCUGUGCCAGGAAAAAAAUUUGUCGUCAUAUGAAAUUCCCUGUUCAUUAAGGCCAAAGAGUUUUGUCUGUAACAGGAAUUCUGCCUGACUAAGAACAGCAGAAUCAGGCUUAAAAUUUCCAAAGGGCCCUCAGCCUAACCUCUAAAUGUGUUCACAGUUUGCAUGUGUAAUCAUUUUCCGGUGCAGAUAAUUAAAUUUGAAGGUCUAACUCCCAUACCUAAUUUGCCCAUGAGGAAGGAAUUUGGUCACUUCUCUUUUAUAAUCAGCCCUAAAAUUCCUUGCAUUCUGACCAAACAGUGCAUUUUGUUAGCUUCUGGUGUCAAUACUCAUUCACCUGGGGGUGAACAAAUCUGGUGACAAAUGUGUACAGGAAUGUAGAAGUGUGGUAGUCAAAGUAGGCUUAAUAUCUGAAUGUGAAGUGUUUCCAUUUUAAAUACUGAUUAUUUGCAGAUUAAAAUAUUUUUUCAUAGCAUAUAUUGAAUAAAGAUGGAUUCUGUAUUUAA
Malaclemys terrapin pileata is the source of this 5167-nucleotide messenger RNA. RefSeq names its product solute carrier family 37 member 1 (gene SLC37A1). Gene Ontology annotation, biological process: phosphate ion transmembrane transport; glucose-6-phosphate transport. Bases 321 to 1823 code for a protein of 500 amino acids. The record is from RefSeq and is a predicted model, not a curated record. Gene Ontology annotation, cellular component: endoplasmic reticulum membrane. Lineage: Eukaryota; Metazoa; Chordata; Testudines; Emydidae. Gene Ontology annotation, molecular function: glucose 6-phosphate:phosphate antiporter activity. The transcript is spliced from 19 exons.